AUGCAUUUCUCUUCUGCUGCACUCUUCGCCCUUUGCUCUAUCAGCGUGACCCAGGCGGCGCCUCUCGCCAACCCCGAGAAUGAAGACCUCGCCCGCCAUGCAGCUUAUUCCGUGGUCAAUGCCGAUGGAGACUCUUCUUCCAGCUCAGUUGCAAGUGAAGUCGGUACAGUCUUCGAAGUAUCCACAGUCACUGCUCCUGGUGCCCCGCCGGUCCAGGUCACUGUGACUGUGACUGCCACCCCUUCAAGCGCAGCCUACUCUUCGACUCCCGUGGCUAGCUCUACUCCGUGCUCGGAGACUCCCGCUUCCGACUCUUCCUCUUUCUUCCGCCGGGGCCUGAGAGCAGCUGGCCAGCCUGCUCUAUUUGCUCGCGAGUACUCUAGCUCCUCUUCUGCCUAUCCCACUGCCUCUGCCUCCGAGUCUCUCUAUGCUCGUGGCUGGUACUCGGCUGCUUCUGGUACUCCUUCUGUUGCCACUCCUGCCGCUUCGUCCACUGCGCUUGUGGCUCGCGGCUUCGGUGAUUGGUCCUCCUCCGCUUCGGUUUCGCCUUCUUCUUCCAGCCUGAGUGCGUCCGCUUCCGCUACUCACCUCGCCGCUCGUGGCUGGUACUCUUCUGUUGCCACUCCGUCUGCCUCGGCAACUUCCCUUGUGGCUCGUGGCUUUGGUGAUUGGUCUUCUUCUGCUUCACCCUCCAGCUCCAGCGUCUCUACUUCAGCUGCUCCCCUGGCUGUCCGCGGCCCCUACGGCUGGUACUCCCCUGCCCCCAGUGCUUCUUCCGUCGCCACGCCUUCUGCCUCUUCAGGCCUUGUGGCUCGUGGUGUCCGCAGCUGGGGCUCCUCCAGUGUGUCUUUGCCUGUCUCCAGCACCUUCGCUGCGUCGGCGACUCCCGUGGUCUACUAA
Messenger RNA from Penicillium coprophilum, 900 nucleotides. RefSeq lists its product as uncharacterized. The record is from RefSeq and is a predicted model, not a curated record. NCBI's taxonomy places the organism in Eukaryota, Fungi, Ascomycota, Eurotiomycetes, Eurotiales, Aspergillaceae. The transcript has a single exon. The coding region runs from base 1 to 900 and encodes 299 amino acids.